AUGGGACCCAUUUUCAAGGGAGCAGCUGUUGUUUGCCUCGUGGCGCUCUCUGGGCUACAGCCGGCGGCAGGAGAUUUGCAAUACCAAGUUCAGGUUGCAGACAAAGAUGCAUACACCUCCGUGAACUUGGCCCGCGUUGGUCAGAUGUCCGUACGGAUUGGCGUAUUGACGGAGAACAGCGACCUGGCUGAAGGUCUAAAGACUACAUCACCACCGACGAAAAAGACGAAAUUUGUCGCACAGCUCCCAGAAUCUGAAGACCAGAAAUAUCGCCAAGCUGUGCAGAACGCUCUUCAAGCUGGACUUGAUGUGCUGACGUCGUACCCUGAAAAUGAUGUGUGGACGACGUUCUGGGAGGACCCCGCCGGCGCCAACCUCGCACGCCUUCUUUGGUCUAAGAGCACCAAAGUUGGCUGCGGUGUAGGAACAUGCACGGGAGGAGAAGAGGCUCGAACUCCAGAACAAACUGUCACAUUUCUUGUUUGUCAGAUGGAGCCUGCAGCGGAGGCGAACACGGCUCCCUUCGACAAGGAGUAUUACGAAGCGCUCAAAGAACGAAAAACAUCAUUGACAGAAAUGACUGACGAGGACCUCAAAGCGCCUGUCCAGGGCGGUGCAGCUGCCGCCGUACCCUCCCUUCUUGUAGCAGGCUUAACUGCUAUAGUGGCAUUUGCCUCUGCAUAG
This is a messenger RNA of Eimeria mitis, 684 nucleotides long. Its product is annotated as SAG family member. Lineage: Eukaryota; Apicomplexa; Conoidasida; Eucoccidiorida; Eimeriidae. The transcript has 5 exons. Bases 1 to 684 code for a protein of 227 amino acids. The record is from RefSeq and is a predicted model, not a curated record.